AUGUCCAAGUCUUCAACAGCAUCAAAAAUGUCAUCCCAGGAGGAAAUACUGAGGGAUGGGCGGUUUAGCUGCAUUACGAGGGAUCCCAGAUUUUGGGAGAUGCCCGAAAAAGAACGUAAAAUCAAGAUUGACAAACGAUUCCGAGCUAUGUUUCAUGACAAGAAGUUUAAGCUGAAAUAUACAGUAGAUAAAAGAGGUCGCCCUGUUAACUAUACUUCUACAGAGGACCUCAGGAAGUUUUAUGCCCUGUCAGAAUCUGACUCUGAUCUUUCAGAAAAUGACAGUAAAGAACAUAAGGAACAGAAAAUAAAGAAAAAAAAAGUUAAAUCUAAAAGAGAAGCAGAUUCUCCAAAACUACUUGCCGAUGGUCUCCCUAGGGAGGAGAGCAAAAUAAACAAACAAGGGGUGGACCAAACAUGUGAAGCGGUGACAAAACGAGAUGACCUUAAAAAUGAAGGACAAAAAAUUUCAUCUAAAUUCAACUUGAAAGAGGACUGUAAGAAAACUGCAACAGAAAUUGAUUGCUCUCAGGGAAACAAGGGCCUUUUACACAAAGGGGAAAACAAGCAAGGAGAUGCAUCAGGAGGAAGAUCAGCUUCAAUUGAAAACAAGCAAAAGUCUUCACAACAAAGUGGUACUAAAUCGGUUAAAACUCCUGGGAGGGACCAUACCCUAGCAGGAAAAAUAAAAGAAUCAGUGACUGUAUGCACAGACACCUGUGAUCAAAGUGACAUUAGUAAAAGCCAAUUAGAGGAAGAAAUUUCUGCAAGUGAUGGUUUUGAGUAUGCAGAAUCGGAAGAAGAGGAGCCAGAAGAUGAUGGGGAAACAGGCGAGGAAGAGGAGCCGGGAGAUGACGGGGAAACGGGCGAAGAAGAUAGCGAUUCAGAAGAUGAUGAAGAAAGCGAUAGUGGGCCUGAUCUAGCUAGAGGCAUAGGGAACAUUGAAACGAGCUCAGAGGAUGAGGAUUUCAAUGAACUAUUUCCAAAGGAGCCAGAGAUAGAGCAUUCGUGGCGUGAGCUGGAUAAAGAUGCCCCUCGUGGAGAUGAGAUUACAAGUAGAUUGGCAGUUUGUAAUAUGGAUUGGGAUAGGUUGAAGGCUAAGGAUUUGCUGGCUCUGUUUAAUUCUUUCACGCCCAAAGGAGGAACAGUAUUUUCUGUUAAGAUUUAUCCUUCGGAGUUUGGAAAAGAGAGAUUGAAAGAGGAAGAACAAAAAGGACCUGUGGAACUAUUCGAUCUUCCAGAGAAUACCACAGAGAAUGACGGACUUUAUAGGGAAAAACUGCGGGAGUAUCAAUUUAAGCGACUGAAAUACUUCUAUGCAGUUGUAGAAUGUGAUUCUCCUGAAACAGCCAAUAAAAUUUAUGAGGAAUGCGAUGGACUGGAAUUUGAAAGUAGCUGUUCUUUUAUAGACCUGAGAUUUAUUCCAGAUAACGUUACAUUUGAUGAUAAGCCAAAAGAUGUAGCCUCAGAAGUGAACGUAGCUGUAUAUAAGCCAAAGUACUUCACAUCUGCUGCUAUGGGAACAUCAAAGGUAGAUAUCACAUGGGAUGAGACAGAUCAUGAACGAGUAAUGUCACUUAGCAGAACUUUUAAAAAAGAGGAACUUCUUGACAUGGAUUUUCAAGCUUAUUUGGCUUCGUCUAGUGAAGAAGAGGAAGAACAGCAGCAAGGUGGUGAUGUAGCUCAUGAAAUGGAAGAUGACAAAUGCAGGAAAAGCCAAAAAGAUGAUGAAGAACAAAUUGCCAAGUACAGAGAACUUUUGCAAAGUAUCCAAGAAAAAGAGAAAAAACAGGAAGAAAAGGAUAUAGGAAUGGAGAUUAAAUGGGUUCCAGGCCUCAAAGAAACUGCUGAAGAAAUGGUCAAAAACAGGUUGGAAGGAAAGGAUAACCUAACUCCAUGGCAAAAAUAUCUAGAGAAGAAGAAAGAAAAAAGAAUUCUUAAAAAAAAGAGAAAGGCUACUGCUGAGAGAGAACUGAGUGAAGAUGAACUUCCAUCUGAUGUUGAUCUCAACGACCCAUAUUUUGCCGAAGAAUUUGAGAAAACAGGUUUAAAGAAGAAGCCAGAAUCGGUUGAAAGUGCCUCCGAAGAUGAAGAUGAAGUUGAAGUUGAGAAACAGAAGGCUGAAAUGGCCCUACUUAUGAUGGAUGAUGAGGAUGAUGCCAGAAAACAUUUUAAUUAUAAAAAGAUUGUAGAACAACAGAAUUUGAGCAAGAAGAAAAAGAAACUCUUAAUGAAAAAGAAAGAAUUACUAGAAGAUGACUUCCAGGUAAAUGUUGCCGAUACAAGAUUCCAAGCCAUGUUUACUUCUCCCCUGUUUAAUUUGGAUCCUUCAGAUCCAAAUUUCAAGAAGACAAAAGCAGUAGAAAAGAUCUUGGAAGAGAAAGCUCGCCGAAGAGAGGAAAAGGAGCAAGAUCUUAAGGAGGCAAGCAAGGGGCAGGAGAACAAGAUGGCAAAGAAGGGAGAGGUUGCUAAGAAAGCCAUAGAUCCUGCCUUAUCAAUGCUAAUAAAAUCUGUCAAAAAUAAAACCGAAGAGUUUCAGGCAAGGAAAAAGCAGAAAUUCAAAUAACUGAACUUUGUUUUUACUCAGACUUUACUUCAGUCUCACUUCUUCUAACUGGUGUCAUCUAUUAAAGUUACUACAGCCUGCUCUGAUUCCUAUCCAUCUAAAAUUUCCCAAAAAGUCACUUAAUUAUGGUGGUGAGUUUUGAAGUAACUAGAGUGAUAAUCACUCUUUUCUUCUGCCACAAGAAAUACUGUUUUGUACUAUUAUUGAAAAAAUUACACCUUGAAAACACUUAAGUAAGGAAUUGAUGGUUUUGGGGCAGUUUGUUUUGUAUCACGCCGUCUCUUAAAGAUAACAGAAGUGCUGAAGAUGGCUACAAAAAGUAGUCAUAAUUAUGUUUGCAUUUAUAAAUAAGAAAAACACUGCUGCAGAGCUUUAUUGCGGAGACUAAGUGGUCUUAAUGUUUUUAAUUCCACAGAAGUCUGUAAAACUUAUCUCUGUUGAUAAAGAAGGGAUUAAUAUAACUAAAAAUUGAAAAAAUUUUGUAAACAGGUUUUUUGUAUAUCUUAAAAAGAUUACAUAUAUGCUUCAUUAAUUUCUCCUUUAAAUACUUGAAGGCUUCAUGGAUCAUAGAACUAAUUAAUGGAAAUAUUGCCAUUUAGAAGUGUUUCAUUAAUAUAUAUUGGAAAUAAAUGGUUUAAAUUGGCCCAGAGGAAUUUUGG
Molecule: messenger RNA, 3224 nt
Organism: Aptenodytes forsteri (emperor penguin)
Lineage: Eukaryota; Metazoa; Chordata; Aves; Sphenisciformes; Spheniscidae
Gene: ESF1
Product: ESF1 nucleolar pre-rRNA processing protein homolog
Exons: 13
Coding region: 1-2565 (854 amino acids)
Biological process (GO): rRNA processing
Cellular component (GO): nucleus
Molecular function (GO): RNA binding
Source: RefSeq, a predicted model, not a curated record